Rhagoletis pomonella (apple maggot) is the source of this 1135-nucleotide messenger RNA. RefSeq lists its product as uncharacterized. The transcript has 4 exons. The record is from RefSeq and is a predicted model, not a curated record. Bases 227 to 1108 code for a protein of 293 amino acids. Lineage: Eukaryota; Metazoa; Arthropoda; Insecta; Diptera; Tephritidae.
UGCUGCAGGAAUUGUGAACAUGGAAUUUAUUUAUACAGAAUUUAAGAUUUUGAAAGUUAAAUGCUAACGAAUUGAAUUAUUUCCCAAAAUAUAUUUGAAUUGUUCCAAGUUUCUCAAGUUUCAACUAAUAUGUAAAUUUGGCAACCACUUUUAUCGAAUGGAUUUUUUUGUUUAUUUACACAACAAAACAAAGUGGAAUUGGUUUAACUUUUGAACAAAGGAUAUCAUGGAAUCAGCAGCAAGUGUACAGGUAGUUUGCAACUGGGAACGUAUUGGGGGUUGCGAGUUUUCACAGAGCGUCCAAACGAAAAUCACACACGAGGACAUUUUUAUAAAGCCAGAGUUGGAACAGGUUAUAGGAAAGCAAAACGCGGUUCUCUUAAAAAGAGAUGACACCAAUAAUCCAUGCGAACUACAAUUACAAUUGAAGACUCCAAUCUAUAAAAUUGAAUCCAUAACUACAGUAUGCACCGCCCCAAAAUUGGAACUCUUUCUCGGACCACUAAAAGAAUAUACGGAAACUUUGUAUGGCGAAACAGCAGAGGAUGACGAAAAUGGCGAUGUGUUCUCGUAUCGUUACGACAUUGAGGUGCAAAAGUCAGGCAUAACAGAGUGCACACUUAAGUUGUUGACAUCAUCUGACGAAAUCUGCAUAUUCGGUUUUUUAUUACAAAUUGCACCUAACCCUAAUGGUAUAACGACUGGAGUCGACAUUAAUUUUCAUAAUGUUCAAAAAAUGCUGAGUAGCCAGAAAAUAUCACCAAGCGCAGAAAAAUGCAUGUUAUUUAUGAAAGCAGCGAAUCAAAUGAAGGGGGUUGCUGGAGGUGGACAAUCAUCUUUAGCGCUUUUGGAGCAAAUGAAAACAGCGCUCGAUGGUAAGGUGCAGCCCGCCAAAAGCGGGGAAGGUUACUCAAACAAAAAUGAGAGAAAUUCGCCGAACCCAGCCCAUUUACCUCUUUUGGAUCCUGUACUUAAGACUCACAUAGAUAAUAAGUUCGAUCAAUUAGAGCAUAAGAUUACGGCACAUUUGGAUAACGCCUUAGCGGAUCAAAAUGAUAAGUUAGACAAAAUAUUACAAAUACUCGAAAAUAGGAACAUUUUUAAGUAAAAUAAAUAAAUAAAAUAUUUUAAUUAU